Messenger RNA from Aphanomyces astaci, 366 nucleotides. RefSeq lists its product as hypothetical. The transcript has 2 exons. The record is from RefSeq and is a predicted model, not a curated record. NCBI's taxonomy places the organism in Eukaryota, Oomycota, Saprolegniomycetes, Saprolegniales, Verrucalvaceae. The coding region runs from base 1 to 366 and encodes 121 amino acids.
AUGGACGACGACAUCAACGUUCAACUUGAGCGCCACUUGCGCAUGCCUGCCAUAACCACUCGACAUGAAUUCAUGGCAGCCGUGAACCCAUUACCAUCUCCAGCCCUCCAUCGUCAACUGCGCAUGAGAGUCUUCGACGUGAAACCUGCCUUCAGGUUCAACGAACCCAACACGCAAUAUGGAACGAGAGUGAGCUUGACGGAUAUGGCAGCGACAGAACAAACAAUAUCAAGACUACGCCUGCUCAGCCAAACGGAGCGCGAAGCGUUCAUCGUCAGAAUGAUGAUUUUCGACAUCCAGUUCCGCGCGAACCCAGCUCCGAGCGAUGUGAUUCCACGAUUGAUUGUGGGCGAGUUGCAUCUUUGA